AUGGGUAAGAAAGGUGGUAAAAAAGGAAAACACGAAAAAGGUUCAGAAACCUUAGAACCAGUUUUGCCUACCAUAACAGAAGAGCUAGAGCAAACUCCAGAUGAGCCAACCGAACCGACACGAACCCGGUCAGAACCAACAGAGUUAACUCUAGACGAUGUUGAACCGUCAGAACCAAAGAAAAGUAAAAGUAUCCUCAAGGAAAAGAGCGGCACUUUUCUUCUGCGAGACUCUUCGGAAAGAAAGAAAAGUCAAAGUGUGGUAGCUUUUGAAGAUGGAGAAGAACAAGAGGGCAUCGAAGAGGUCGAUGUGCCGCCUGUCGAAAUUCAAAUGCCAGAUAUUGAGGAAUCUAAAGAAAAAGUUAAAAAAGGGAAAAAAGGUAAAAAAUCAGAUAAAGGUGAUGAUGGAGUGCAAGACAAGCCUAAAAAGGAAAAAAAAGGUAAGAAAGGAAAAAUUAAGGAUGAAGAAAGUAUUGGUAAAGGAGACGAAGGAAGUAAAACGGACGAAGAAAGCAAAGCCGACGAAGACAGUAAAUCCGAAGAAGUUCCACAAAAAAAGACUAAAAAGGGCAAAAAGGGUAAAUCCGAAGAAAUGUCCUCGAUAGACAUAGCAACCGAAACAGAAAAAACAGUGAAAGAAAGUAAACCAGCAAAAAAAGGCAAAAAAGCAAAAAAAGAAGCUGUUGCGAUUGAAGAAAAUGAAGAAAUUGAAACGAAACCUAAAAAAGAAAAGAGAGGUAAAAAGGGGCGUGCAAUCCAUGAAGGGGCCGAAAGACGAAUUUCCAAAGCAUCCUCGAAAGCAUCUGUUAAUAAGUCUGAAAAAUCUGAAGAUACCGAAAAAUCUGUAGAUACCGAAAAAUCCGUUGAAUCUUUGACUAGCAAAAAGAAACGAAAAGGCUCCAGGGAGAAAUCUAAAACUAGAAUGGGAGAUGAAUCUGAAACUAUGGAAGAGAAAAAACGAAGACGGCUGUCUUCUAGUGCGAAAAAGUAUAAUUAUACUAACAGAGCCAGAAUAUCAACUAUAUCUUCCGAAUCAGACGCAUCGGCAGAUAUAGAUAUGGAAAAAUUAGCCGAAAUUGCAGCGCAAGCAAUAGCAGGAAAAAGUACGAAGAAGGGUAAAAAAGGAAAGAAAGAAAAAGUGAUAAUACCGGAAGAAAUAAUAGAUGAGGAAGAACAGGAGAGAAGAUGGUUUGCAGCUGAAGCAGAGAAAGCCCGGAAAAAAGCUGAGAAGGAGGAGCAGAAGAAAGCGAAAAGAGAAGCGAUUAAGGAAGCAAAGAGAGCAGCUAAAAAAGAAGCGGAAGAAAAAAGAAAAGCGGAAAGAGUAGAAACAGAUGAAGAAGCGUUAAAAAGGAAAAUUGACGAACUAAAAAAGCAUGCGAAACAUUUGGGCAUAUCAGAGACAGAAAUUGCUCAAUCAACAGAGGGAGACGAAGAAUUAAAAGGUCCCAAAAAAAAGAUUUCAAAGAAGGAGAAAGCCAAAAUGACAGCGGAGAUGGCUGAAAUGGCUAAAGCGGAUAUGGAGGCUCAAGCUAAAAGGCUGGAGGAAUUACUAAAAAAGAAAAAAGAAGAAGAACAUUUAGCGGCUAUUGAAAAAGACAAACAAGAAGUUUUUGAUCAGCAAAACAGGGUGGAGCAACUUGAAGAAACAAACCAAUUAAUAAAGGAUAUUGCAUAUUUUUCGACGGAAAUUGCUAGAGAAGAGAAAGAAUUAUUAGAGUGGAACAAAUACGUUGAAUGUGGCAGACUUCCCAAUCCAGCUUUCGUGGAUCAAAUGAAUACGUAUCUGCAUUUAUGGGAAAUGGAUUUGGUUAAUACCAGCAUGAGUGAUGCUUCAAGUAGAAUAGCAGAUAGUAUUCAGUUACUCAGCGAUUUAGAAGAACUUUUAGAUACCACUACAGAAGACGAUUACGAUUACGACAAGCUAGAUAAUUGGAAAUGGAUACGUCAAAUGUUUCGAGAAUAUCAAGCUGCUAGUCUAGACGUAGCCACGUAUCGCUUAUUGCGUGACGUCGAACAUAAUCUCAAUCGGAUCAACAUUCCUACUGCCGACUUUAAUUAUCAAAGCGAACACGUCAUAUUGAGUAUAUGGCUUAGGGUGAUGUUGCCUAUACCGUUACCCAAUCCUAGAAGGCCUCCAAAGCCAAGGAUAGACGUUAAUUUUAGUUUGAUGAAUAUGAGCAUACUUUUUCCUAUAACUAUCGACUGUGAAAAUGCAGCUAUAAGAGCGAUGUAUCUGAAAUAUGAUCAUUUGAGUGAUUUGAGUUUUACGUAUAAUAUGCCUGAAGUUCCUUCGGAUUAUUAUUUGGACUUACUAACCAUAACUAAAAAAGAAUGGCGCAUAAGACUAAAAUACAAAUACAACAACAGAGACCGAACAAUCAUCAAGGUAACACCUGGAACCACAGUGGUACAACAAUCACAGGAGCAAGUAGGCGAACCUGCAGAAGGAAAUGUAGAGAAUGUAGAUCCUCAAACACAAACUGAAAAAGAAGAUAAAAAAAUCACCCGAGUUCUAGCCUUUGAAGGUGUGGAUGAAGAGUUUGGACCGGAUGACGAAAUUCCUAUAGUUCCAUUCAAAGUGCUACAGCCUUCAGCUGCUGAACAUGCGGCCUCAAUAGAAGAUGAGCUAUAUGCUGAAACCAGAAAUAAAAUUCAAUUGGCUACACCUGAAAACGUAAUAAACUUACGAAAAUAUGUUAUUCUGGGAGGCGUUUUCCAUCUGAAUCUAUUAGCGCAGCCACCUCAGCCGCAAGAUUUUGUGACUAUGGAAAUGACAAUCACUGGAUUAUAUCUUCCAAAAGAACUUGAAAUGAUCCCGUUCGAAGUUAUAUACACUCCGUAUAUUCCUCCUCCUGAACCAGAACCAACCGCAUCCAAUCCAAAUCUUAGAAAAUUGCCUGAAGAACUUGAAGAAGAACAGAAAAAACAAGAAGAAGAACUUGAUAAGUUGAUAUCAAUUAAUCUAAAAUGGCCACAGCAGGUGAUCUUUCUGGAAUUGCCCAUAGUGUGCAGGUGGGACGAAGAAGCUCUCCACUGGUCUAAUGACGAAAUUCACGACAUCAAACAUAACGAAGAUAAAUGCAUGGUGAGUUUCAGAAUUGGAGUGUUUGGUAUCUACGCCUUGGCAGCCUAUAGAUAUUCGAACUUUCCGUUUCAAGCUUACGACAUCAAGCCUGAAGUAGAUAAUUCGGUAACUGUUCAAUUGACCGCUGCCAUUCUGAUGCUGGAAUUUAACGUGAAGGAUGGUCUGAUAGCGAUUACGCAAUUGCAGAAUAGUCCGAACAUGACUUUGCAAGAUACUAUUGGGAAAUAUAUGAAGUUGCACAAGUUGAAAAGGAUGAUGCUAGAAGCUGGAAUAGACAUAUUUCCCCAAUUCGACUCGUUUUGUUACGUAGAUGGUUCGUGUGAGAAACAAUGGGCUAUGGAGAAACAUCUUUAUUAUAACAUGGCUCUUAUAUCAAAUUCGUUCAAUUUUUCUUGGUCCAGAUGGAAUCAGCAAGCAGGACGAAGGAAAAUUGUUAUGCAAAUGAGACAUUACAUGCCUGAGAAAGGAAAACAGAAAAAUCAUCAGAUGUUAAUGGUAACUCCUCUGCAAGCUACUUUUAUAGAAUGUACUGAAGUUAGUCAGACUUUUUCCGACAAAGAAGUAGAAGGCUUAAGGUUUUGUGCAGAUCUCUGGCACUUGAUGACAAUCACCAGCGGUAUCUUUAUAAAAAAUAAAGUUAAAAAGGCGUCAAAGCAGACGGUUUAUGCCCUUGCUCAAUUUCUUAUCGCCACAAGGAUUUUAAGCUUUUCUUAA
Messenger RNA from Ceutorhynchus assimilis (cabbage seed weevil), 3798 nucleotides. The record is from the annotation of a GenBank genome assembly. Lineage: Eukaryota; Metazoa; Arthropoda; Insecta; Coleoptera; Curculionidae.